AUGAGCUCUGCGUCUGAAUAUAACGACGCCGAAUCGACCCUUGAUUCUUCCAGCGAUGUCGAGCAAGAGCUGCCCUCACGACCCUCUUCUCGUCGCCCUCGUCGCCAGUCGCGCACGCCCUUGACUCCCCAAAAGCGUCGCCGUCUAGAAUCCGUGGACCCUUCUCGGAUCCGUAAUUACUACUUUGAGGGCAAAUACAACGACGCUUACCGCCUACUUUACAACGAACAUGUGCAUCGCGCCGCCGCCCGCUUGGAACCGCUUGACACCGCACGAUACUACUCCAUGCAAAUAGGCGCGUCUACAUGGUCAGCCAGCGAGCUAUCGGUCUUCUUUGCCGCCCUGGAGCGGCUCGGCAAGGCUGAUGCGCCGGGCAUCGCAAAGGCGGUCGGCGCCAAAACCAUACCAGAGAUACAGGAACUACUCCUCUUGCUCCAUGACGCUGCAAUCAAGCAAGGUGGUACCAAGGUGACGCUCCGAGACGUUCCAGCGGCGAUUGAACUGGGGGAGGAUUGCAAUAGACGGCUCGACACACUCGCAGAGGCCUUGGCCUGGUAUCAGGAGAUGCAUGAGGCGAGCCAGGAGCAGUCCAAGUUUGGUCAAUACUGGCUCAUCACAUCCGAUAUAGCUGGGCAUAUCGAAAGCGCUUUGGAAUCAAACCGUUCAAGAGCAGCUUCCUCUGUUCCACCAAGUGGAGCCGAGACAACGCGCAGAGGAGGCAAGGUGAUACCUGGCGCAUGUAUAUCUUGUAAGCUGCACAAACAAAAGUGCGAUCGGGGUACACCAUGUAGCAAUUGUGUUCGCCGCAAGCUGGACGAGUGUGUCUAUCCGAAGCUUCGCGCACAGCCCGGCCUGCCUGAUACGGAAAAUGGCAAAGGACAACCGGAUACUAUUCAAGAUCCCGAUGCAGUCAUCUCAGCAAUUCCGGAAGCCCAACUCCUGCGCGCUGAUAUGAUGCUGACUUUAUCGCGAACUCUCUUCAUGAACCGAUCGCCGACUAUACCCUCGCCCUGGCCUCAUUGGUCUGAGAUAGCGUCAGAUUUUGCAACGGAACCUGCCAUCUACCGCAGUGCCUUCAAUGAUCUCCAUACUUUGGUCGUAUCUGUGACAAAACGGCUGAUGCAAACUGCCAUUACACAAGCUACAUCGCGUCUCCGAUCACAACGUCGUCGUACAAAGAAAGGCAUGGUUCCUCUAGUGAAACGCAGGGACGUGUUUUCUGCUCUUGAGAUUGUCGGCAUGAAGAGAAAUGGAGACGAGCGUUGGCGGGGUGUCGCAAGGAGAUGUGCCCUACGUGUCGUACGGGGUAGACCGGAGCGGGUCGGUGGCCGUAGUGCCAAAGGUGAGAUAUCUUGGGAUGAAGUAGAAAGGAUCAUGGCGCCAGAAAGUCCCAGAUUUGCAGAGCCUGGUGCUACCGACACAGAAGGCUCUGAAGGGCCAUCUACAUCAUUCAAACGCAGGGCUAUGCGAAGUGGAACCCCGCUUCCCAUGGAGCGACUUGCUCUGUACGAUUCACAAAGUGAAUCAGACGAUGAAGAUUUUGAUGCUGGCUCAGAUGUGUCGAUGCUUGAUGAUCACGCGCCAACUUUUGCACGUCAGUCCACUCAGCCCAGGGAUAUACACGGCAGAUAUGCAAGCGUAGCGCCCACAGCAGGUGAGGGGCAGCCUGAAAGGAAAUACAAGAGUCUUGAACAAUUUGAUCAGGACGUGAGUCGUCGUGAAGAGCGUGCACUUCGGUUGACGCUCAAUAUCCAAGCCCUUAGCGAAGACGAGCAAGAGAUUGGUACUGGAGCUGUAGAAGAAGACAGCAUUGGAUGCACGGAGGAGGUGGUAACUGAUGCUGACGGGUGGCGAUUGUGGACCGAGUAUCGUGCCGAAUGGGAAGAGUUUGAAGAUCCUGUGCCACGAGCACAUUUUGCGGCAAAUCGAAAUCCAGCUCCUGCAACAUCUCACAUAGCCAUGGUGUUAUCAACUCAGCCUGAGGUAGUUUCCGACGACUACAGCCAUGGGAACCGUUCCUCCUCAGACGAUGGCAUAGCACGACGUAGGCCAAAGCCAGUGCAGAGUAUUGAAUUGCGAACCCAAAAUCCCCGCGCUUAUGCAGCGCUUCAAGAACGCGCUGCGAUGAUGACGGACACUCUGGAAAGCGAGGAGGGUUUCGAUGAAAAUAACAGCAGCGACAUUGAGCUCGAAGCUGAACAUCCCUCACAUUCGAUUGAAGUUGUGGAAGAUACACGCCGAGCACGGGAUCGGGAUGAGUCGAUGGACUGGGACACUUAUAUGGACGUAUAG
Molecule: messenger RNA, 2292 nt
Organism: Plenodomus lingam JN3
Lineage: Eukaryota; Fungi; Ascomycota; Dothideomycetes; Pleosporales; Leptosphaeriaceae
Biological process (GO): nucleolar large rRNA transcription by RNA polymerase I; regulation of DNA-templated transcription; transcription initiation at RNA polymerase I promoter
Cellular component (GO): RNA polymerase I upstream activating factor complex
Molecular function (GO): zinc ion binding; DNA-binding transcription factor activity, RNA polymerase II-specific; RNA polymerase I general transcription initiation factor activity
Source: RefSeq, a predicted model, not a curated record